CUCGUCUCUCUAACCGGACGUAAGUCGGCACGAUGGUGUCUCAGGGCGUUCAGAUGAUUGGUGUCUCCAUGGCGGCGGUUGGCUGGUUGAUGGUCAUUGUGGUGUGCGCGUUGCCCAUGUGGAAGGUGACGGCUUUCGUGGGAGCCAACAUCAUCACGGCGCAGACCAUCUGGCAGGGCCUGUGGAUGGACUGCGUGGUGCAGAGCACGGGACAGAUGCAGUGCAAGGUCUACGACUCCAUCCUGGCGCUGGAGCGGGACCUGCAGGCCGCCCGGGCCAUGAUCAUCAUCUCCAUCAUCACCGGGAUUUUCGGGGUCAUGCUGGCCAUCGUGGGCGGGAAGUGCACCAAUUGCAUGCAGGAGGAGGCCUCUAAAGCCAGGGCGGCCAUCCUGGCCGGGGUUCUGUUCCUCGUCUCCGGGCUCCUGUGCCUUAUUCCCGUGUCGUGGUCGGCCCACGUCAUCAUCACCAAUUUCUACAACCCUCUGGUCUUCGCGUCCCAGCGUUACGAGUUGGGGGCGGCCUUGUACGUGGGUUGGGCGGCCGCCGUGCUGCUGCUGAUCGGCGGGGGACUCCUUUGCUGGAACUGUCCCCCCAAACACCACCAGAAUCCCGGCUACGUCACCAAAUUCACGGCUGUGAACUCGGUGCCCACUUCGAGGGAUUACGUGUGAAACAUGGUUGACGGGACUUGGAACUAAAUCAAGUGGCAUUAAUGGUGAAUUGCUGCAUUCUACAGCGUGUACCCCACAAAAUGUUUUUUUAAUUUGCGUUAAUUUACUUUUUUGCUAUAUGUUUGGCAAAUGCUCUUUCUGAAUUACCCCAGGAUGCCACAAGAUGGCGUAAAAGCACUGUGUAGGAGAAAAUGAUCCCUGCAUUAGUGCAGUUAUGCACUUUUUUUCCCCCUAAUGAUUCUUUAUUCGUUCGUUGCUUGCUAAAUUGUAGGAUUUUCGAGUUAUUAUUUUUGAGGCGGCUGAACGAUUUAGAAAAUAAGUUUAAUCGAUGACUUGUCACCGCUGAUUGGAUUUUUGGGCUGACAUGUAAAGCGAAAGCGAAUGAAGUCACGUUUGUGUAAAUACUUAA
Messenger RNA from Syngnathus acus (greater pipefish), 1080 nucleotides. RefSeq names its product claudin-4-like. Lineage: Eukaryota; Metazoa; Chordata; Actinopteri; Syngnathiformes; Syngnathidae. Bases 33 to 671 code for a protein of 212 amino acids. Gene Ontology annotation, cellular component: bicellular tight junction; plasma membrane. The transcript is spliced from 2 exons. The record is from RefSeq and is a predicted model, not a curated record. Gene Ontology annotation, biological process: cell adhesion; bicellular tight junction assembly. Gene Ontology annotation, molecular function: structural molecule activity.